UCAUUGUGUUUUUCAACCAGUCAGUAAUCAUCUAUCUUACUUGAUGGGCGUUUGUCAAUUAUUGCUACCAAGUCAAAGAAUCGCACUGAAAUUACUUUCAGUUUUUGUUAAUGGUGUAAUUCUUAAGCAAGCACCCAUAUCAUCAUUGAGAAGGGCCUGAAAGUCAUUCCUUAAUAAGAACCAGACAUACCACAGUCAAUAGUCAAGAUGAACCGCGAUACGAUCUUUCAUCUGCCGGAGGGCAGCAAGGAGACAACAUUCUGCUACGAUGAAUCGUUACCUGCGUUGCCACUGCCGAAACUGGAACAUACACUCAAAAGAUACUACGAAUCACUGAAGCCAUUCGGAACGCCCGAAGAACUGAACAAUUCCAAAAAUGUCAUCGAACACUUCCGCACUGGAAUAGGGGCCAAACUACAUGCAAUGUUGGAACAGAAAGCAAAAACCGAAAAGAACUGGGUCGCCAAAUGGUGGGAAGAUUAUGCUUAUCUAACGUUGCGUAUGCCACUGAUGCCCUAUUGUAUGAUGGCGCAACCGCUUCUAUUCGAAACGGUCGGCUUGGAGAAUAUACCGGACAACUUUCUGAAGGGCGCAGCCAUCUGCUGUACUGUCAAUUUGCGCUUCUGGACCAUGCUGCGGAAAGAAACCCUCCGACCGGUUGCUAGUGCUGAUAAGAGAAUCAUAUUUUCGUCCGAUCUCUACAGAAAACUAUUCAACACCUGUCGAAUCCCUGGGCUUGAAAUUGAUAAAAUUGUUAGUUACUUCAAGACUGAAGCGGAGGGACCUUGUCCUUCACACUUGCUAGUCAUUUACAAGGGUAGAAUAUUUAAAAUAGAAGGACUCGAUGAGAACGGUGAGGUGUACAGUGCACAGGACUUUCUGUUAUAUUUUCAACAAAUUCAGUCCAGAGUGGACCGAGAGAUCACCGAAUAUCCCAGAGUUGCAUUGUUAACUCACGACGACCGAACUACCUGGGCUCGGAACAGGAACCAUCUGAUGGAAUUAUCACAGAACAAUAGAGAUGCACUGCGAGAUAUCGAAAGUGCCGUAUCUUUGUUUUCGUUGGACACAAACUGCCCCCGAGAUUACUCGGACCUGGCGAUACGGUCACUCAUCGGUGACCUACAUUCCAAAUGGGGCGAUAAAAGUUGUGCAACUGUGUUCUUCCCGAACGGGAAGUUAGGUUGCUUGGGUGAACAUUCUUGUUACGACGGUUCGAUUUCGAUGUCAGUGAGUACCUACGCCAUGCUGACACUGGUGGAGGAAGGAAUUCCCGAUUGGACCAUACCACCGAAGAAGCUGACGAAACCGGUUGAAUUGAUACUGGAUGUUGAUGAGGAAAUGCGGAUGGAAAUCGAUCGAAUGCAAACAAUGGUGGAUUCGAUGCAAAAUUGCGUUACGGUAUCUGUCGAUCAGUUCCGAACCUACGGCAAGGACUACAUGAAAUCGAAAAAGAUUCAUCCUGACUCCUGGGUACAGACUGCUUUAAUAUUGGCGUAUUAUCGUUUGCAUGGCGCUUUUCCACCGACCUAUGAGACGGCAAUGAUGCGACAAUUUUAUAAGGGCCGAACUGAGACUUGCCGAUCGUGUAGUAAGGAAACGGUCAAUUUUAUAAACGCUAUGGAAGAUUCGCGGGAAGCAAUCACCACUAAAGCUAGUUUAUUUCGAGUGGCGGCGAAUCGCCAGAAUGAAUUGAUGAACGAAGCCCGAAAGGGAAACGGGUUCGACAGGCAUCUCUUCGGUCUAUGGUGCAUGGCUUAUGACGAGGGACUACCGGUUCCGGAAUUGUAUGAUGACCCAUUGUACAGUAAAAGUGGUGGUGGGGGUAACUUCAUCCUGUCUACCAGCACCCUGGGAUUUACGAUCAAUUGUGGCUUCGUUGCCCCAAUGUGUACGGAUGGGUAUGGUUGCUUCUACUCGAUAUUAUCCGAUACACUGUGGUGUAUGUUUUCGGCGUACAAAGACUCGGAUGUCACCAGCAGUCACAAACUGCUGGCUGCUUUCUACCAGGCUAUGGAAGAUAUUAAAUGUGUAAUGGAUGAGGAGGGGGCAGGAACGAAGCUUUAGACUCACUUAGCACAAUUUUUUUUAUACGCGAUGAACAAGUUUUACGGUUCGAGGUGAUUGUUUUUACUGUUGUUGUUGGUUUUUUUAAUAAAUUGGUGCAAUGCUGGUCAA
Malaya genurostris is the source of this 2178-nucleotide messenger RNA. Its product is annotated as peroxisomal carnitine O-octanoyltransferase-like. Gene Ontology annotation, cellular component: peroxisome. Lineage: Eukaryota; Metazoa; Arthropoda; Insecta; Diptera; Culicidae. The coding region runs from base 208 to 2067 and encodes 619 amino acids. The transcript has 5 exons. The record is from RefSeq and is a predicted model, not a curated record. Gene Ontology annotation, molecular function: carnitine O-octanoyltransferase activity.